CCCCCCCUCCCACUAGCGCAGUUUACUGUCAAGAUAGAGUAUUUUCUUCUUAGCACAAGGGUGGAAAACACCUAUAUUUUGCUCAGUGAUAGUCCAAUAUGUAGCUAGUUUAUUAACCAGUAUGCACGAUUUAAUUGUAGUUUCGAUAAAUAUAGCAACAUGUUGUUGAACGAAUCAAAUGUCAGUCUAGAGAAAUAAAAUAUUGACGGCUCGCGAAAUGGUAUCGACUGUCAAGUCUGGUCAUGGCGUCUGAAUUUUGGCGCUAGCUAGAUAGCGUUAGAGUGGACGUCACAUGCACAUGCCAAGGAUGGUGGACACCAAGCAUGUGUUCCAAGUGUCUGGGAUCAAGAAUCUCCAGAAGAAGGGAAAGUUGCUCCAUGGAAUCGUUCAACUGGGUGGAAAGUACAUUGGUGGCUCUGUUUAUAAAGACGGAACUACCCAUCUGAUUGUCACCCGUGAGCUGCCGAGUGAGAAGUUCAUGGCAGCCUGUGCAGGAGGCAAAUGGAUCGUGACUCCAGAAUAUAUUUUUGACUCUGUUAAGAAUGGUUCGUGGCUGCCAGAGGGGCCCUAUGAGUUGGACAUUGUCUCCAAGGGGGGAGUCCCUGGGACCUCUAACCCAGUAAAGGUGUGGAGGGAGAGGGUGACCAGCAGGGCCAUGGCUGGGGCCUUCGAGGGUUGGAGGGUCCUCCUGAUGGUCAAUGAGCCUACUCGCAGAGACAUGCUCAGAAGAAUCCUAAAAGCUGGGAAGGCCAAUGUGUACUCGUACCCUCCUCCCUCCCAUGCUGACGUGACACACGUGUUGACAAAACACGUCACAGAGCAUGUGAAGGCCCACAAUGCACCGUGCUACUCCAUAGAACACAUGGCCCUGCAUCUUUUUGGGGAGAACGUGUGUUCUGAUAUGGGUUUAACCUGGACAGAGGGCCAGCCAGAGGAGACACAGGAGGCCAAUGAUGCACUCUCCACAGACUUUUCAGAGCUGGAGAGCGAGGCCAGGGACUACAUCUCUCAAAUAGGGGAGCGGAAAAGACUCCCAGAUAUCCAGAGCUACUAUGCCCCCGGACCGUACGCUCAGACUGCUGUAGCCAACUUCAGCAACGUGCAGAGCCUCACUGAGUGUGGUUUAUUCACCCAAGCCCUAGAGGAGCUCCAGUUGUACCUGCUGCCAGGGCAGCUCCCCCCAGCUCCAUUCCUCCAGCCCCUCAUGCGUCACGCUCUCCACGGGGAUGCCAAGCCUUUCUUUCUCAGCGAGUUCCGCACGGUUCUCCACAGCAUCCUGAGGAACAACCCUCCCUGGGGUUCUCCAGCUAGCGGGACAUUCUUCAUGAAGGUGCUACAGUGUCCCCAGUGUCGAAAAGGAGUCUGGCCCCUUUUGGAGACAUCACUCAGGUUCUGCAUGGGUAGCAAGCCCUGUCACUCACUCCCUAGCCCCGCCUCCCCAGAGCUGCUCCGCUUCCAUGGUGACCUGCAGGCCUUUAUGCUCGAGCUCUUCAAGUGUGACAUGUACUCAGCUAGCAAAGGAGAGGCGGGAGGCUUGCGGUCGUCCGUCCUCUACAGGGUGUUCUGGAGCUUGUGGGAGCGCUCGACGCUGGCCUCCAAGGCCGUGCAGCAGAUCGCCCAGCUCCUGGUCCAGGCCUCAUUGUGGGAACGCUCUGUCUCGGAGGGUCAGGAGAGGGACUGUGAGAGAGACCGGAGGCAGACGCUGGUACUGACCCUGCAGGACACGCUGGGUGUGGUGGUGGACUACUGGUGGCAGGAGUACAGCCGCCUCAACCGCAGCCUGGUGGACAAAGGCCUGGAGGACCUGGCUCAACACAUCGCCAUCCUCUGUCAGGACCUGCCCCCGGAUGUCCUCCAGACGUUUGUUCCCGGGAUGGUCCCAACCAGGCUACGGAUGGUCACGGCAGACGCCAUCUUUAGGAACGUGUGCUGCAGGAACGGCAUCAUCAUAGGAGCAGAGCCCAUCUCGCUAAGGAAGAUUGUGUCCUCCUACCUGCCAGCCCUGGGGAGGCUGUGCGCGGUCAGGACAGGUGGCUCCAGAGUCUCCCGGGCAGACAGCGGGGGCCCUCGGCCUGGGACUGAACCCACCUCCUGCAGCUGGAGCACCCAGGGGACUGAUACAGGAAUGGCCAGCAGUCUGGUUAACGGAGCAGGUCUGGGCAAGGAGAACAUCCCCAGAGGUCUCAACCGUGUGAACACAGCAGGCGAGACACUCCUCCACAGAGCCUGCAAGAGGAACCAGGUUGAGACGCUGCUUCAGAUCCUAGCACUUCCUGGGACCGACGUCAACGUGAAAGACCACGCAGGCUGGACGCCCCUGCACGAGGCGUGUAACCAUGGCAGCCGUGCGUGUGUGGAGGCCCUGCUGCGCCACCGGCCCACCCCUCACCUGUACAGCCAGGUUGGUGGAGUCAGCCCCCUACAUGAUUCGCUGCUCAGUGGACACACGGACAUCGCCAUGAUGCUCCUGCAGCAUGCAGGCUCUGAGCUGCUGCAGCAGAGGGAUGGCCGUGGCCGGACAGCGCUGGACCUGGCCUCCACCGUCACGCUGAGGGAGGAGCUUCAACGCAGCGCCCUUGCCGGAGACGCGGUCCUGGAGGCCCUGGGGUCAGAGGUCAGAGACCUACCCUUCCUGGAGGCCUGCUCCUGCCUGCUGACUUGCCUGCUUCUCACCUACCAGAUAGAGAGGGCUGUCCCCUUCCCUCCCUCCUUCUCAUCCUCCCAGGCCCAGGACAGGCCACUCUCCCUGGGGGUGAAGCUGGCCAGAGCCCUGGAGAGCCACUCUGCCCGGAGGCUGACGGCGGGCUGGGGUGACCCACGGCUGGUGCGCCUGGCUGAGGACAUGGAGACCGCGUUGGGGGUGGAGGAAUGCCUGGCUCAGUUGUGCCCCGCUAUCAGGGAUUGCCAGGGCCCACACACACGCCUCCUCAUCACCCUGCUGGAGGAGAUGAAGGCCCACAGAGCAGCGCUGCCCUCUCACACACACACUGUGACACACACACCUGACUGAUAAUGGACAUUGACUGCGGCCGUUAUUCAAUCCAAAGCACGUUAUAGAGCAGAGCACUAUAACAGACUUUUAAAGGUGUUUUAUGCUUUAGCCAACAUGGACAACGUUUCCUGUGAAUGUGAUCUCCACUGUCUAGGUUCCUGCUCUAUACCGCACCUUUUGAGUGAAUUGUGACGUGCAUAAAUGAUUGUUGUUUACAUUUGAAUUCACGUUAAUCAUGUGACACACUACCACUGUUAGUCUUUUUUUUCAAUUGUUCAUAUACAUUUUCAUGUUAACACUGUUUUUAUAGAUUUUGAAUAAAUAUAUUUUGUAUUGAGAA
Messenger RNA from Oncorhynchus mykiss (rainbow trout), 3332 nucleotides. It is a transcript of the gene slf1, whose product is annotated as SMC5/6 complex localization factor 1. Lineage: Eukaryota; Metazoa; Chordata; Actinopteri; Salmoniformes; Salmonidae. Gene Ontology annotation, cellular component: site of double-strand break; nucleus. The record is from RefSeq and is a predicted model, not a curated record. Gene Ontology annotation, biological process: positive regulation of double-strand break repair; DNA damage response; protein localization to site of double-strand break. Gene Ontology annotation, molecular function: protein binding.